This is a messenger RNA of Bactrocera tryoni, 699 nucleotides long. RefSeq lists its product as uncharacterized. The transcript is spliced from 2 exons. The coding region runs from base 123 to 437 and encodes 104 amino acids. NCBI's taxonomy places the organism in Eukaryota, Metazoa, Arthropoda, Insecta, Diptera, Tephritidae. The record is from RefSeq and is a predicted model, not a curated record.
UUGAUAACGUAGUUGAUAAAGGCGAAUAUAUCAAACAAAUUGAAGAUUUAUGCAAUAAAUAUGAAACAGUAUUUAACAAUACAAAUGCUGGCGUGAUAAAAAAUUUUAAAGCAAGUAUACGUAUGCAGACCACUGCCAUACCAAAAUUUUAUAAAAGCAGGCAAAUACCGUUCGCGCAAAUGUCAAAAUUCCGUGAGGAAGCAGAUAGGCUAAUUAAUACCGGAAUUUGGAAACCAGUAAAAUUUAGUAACUGGGUGUCACCAAUCGUCUUAGCACCAAAACCAGAUGGGUCGAUGGAGUUGGAUGAAGAUUCCAAACAAGUAAUGGUAGUCAAUACACCUUUAGGAUUGUUCCAGUAUCAACGACUUCAAUAUGGUAUUGCCAGCGCACCCGCAAUUUUUCAGCGUUAUCUUGAACAACUUCUCAAUGGUAUAUAAGGAUGUGGAAAUUAUUUGGAUGACAUUAUUAUAACCGCACCGUCAUUGCAAGAACAUGUAAAACGAGUAGAGCAAGUAAUCAAAAUUCUCGAAGACAACGGUAUCAAGUGCAAAAAGGAAAAAUGUUUCUUUUUGAAGGAAGAAAUUGAGUACUUGGGUAGAAGAGUAAGCGCUAAUGGAAUCCUUCCAGACUAUUCAGGCAUUCAAGCAGUUAAGCAACUGAAACCACCUAUGAAUAUAACGCAACUAGAAGCUUUUAUAG